AUGGCGAGUGGUGGCUAUGCCUUCCCGGCUCCCGAGUGGCGAAGGCCACCGGAUGAUGGAGCCGUUCAGUGCACACACAUCGAUGCAGCGCUGGCCAAAGCCUCCUGCGCACGCUUGGGAUAUUUCCAGGAUCCCUACACUGAGCAGCUCAUUCGGGUGAACCGCUCCAGUGGCUCCCCGCUGAUCCAUCGCGGCUACUGGUCGCGGGUGGAAGCCAUUCGUCAAACGGUGCUACGUUUCGUACAGGAAGCACCGGCGGGAGGAGUGCAGGUAGUGAAUCUCGGAGCCGGCUUCGACACCCUGUACUUCUGGCUCAGGGAGGAUGCCGGCCGCUGGCGCGACGACCUGUUCUACUUUGAAGUGGACUUCCCAGAAGUUCUGAGUAAGAAGAUCAGUGCCAUCAGCCGGCGCCAAAACCUUUGGCCCAUGUUGGAUGUCAGCACCAUGGAGGAACUUACCACGCGAAGUUCCCUGGGCUUGAGGGAGAUUCGGACCAAGCACUGCCGGAUGGUGCAAGCAGACAUGCGAAUUUCCUCGGAGCUUACUGCAGCCAUGGAGGGCUGUGGCUUGCGACCCGACCUUCCUACCAUCUUCGUGGCAGAGUGUGUUUUGGUCUACAUGCAAGCGCUCCACGGUGAUGGCAUCAUCCAAUGGGCUGCUUCAGCCGUGACAGCACCCUCGGCCAUGGUCAUGUACGAGCAAACGAACCCGCACGACCGCUUUGGGAAGGUCAUGGUGAAGAAUUUGGCGGAACGUGGCUGUCCUUUGCUCUCGGUCUAUGACUAUCCAUCCAUGGAGGCCCAGAAGGAGCGAUUCCUCGCGAGAGGUUGGACCAGAUGCCAAGUGGCGGAUAUGAACGAGAUCUACCGAAGUCAUUUGGACCAAUCCGAGGUGGAACGCAUUCACAAGUUGGAGUUGAUGGAUGAAUUUGAAGAGUGCCUGGGUGGAGAUUGCAAAGAUCGAAAAGUCACGGCGGCGGUGGGCGGCUGUUACGCAGGAACUUUGAAGAGAGACCAGUCUUUCCGUUACCCUGGGGACGGCUGCGAUGCAGGGCCCACGUCCGGCGCCGCCCGAACGGCCGCACAAGAAGUUGCCGGGGGCCCCGGCGUUUGGGGCGUUUCCAUGGAGGAACCCAUUCGACCUCGGGAGCACCCCUUCGACGACUGGACGAAGUCUCGUCCGAGCGGCCGCGUUUCAAGGCUGCGGAGAAUCGACCUGGCCCUGAGGGGCUUGGACUUUCAGGCGACCCAGAGACAGGAUGAGGAUGGGGAAGCCAUAUAG
Molecule: messenger RNA, 1281 nt
Organism: Cladocopium goreaui
Lineage: Eukaryota; Dinophyceae; Suessiales; Symbiodiniaceae
Source: the annotation of a GenBank genome assembly